CCGACUCCGCACAUCAUGAAGCUCUACACCGACGCGAUCACGGGCGACGAGAUGGUCUCGGACGGCUACAAGAUCCACGAGGUCGACGAUGUCAUCUACGAGGUCGACGCGCAGAUGAUCGUCGUCUCCGAGGGCGAGGUCGACAUCGGCGGCAACCCGUCGGCCGAGGAGCAGGCUGAGGCCCUCGAGAACGGCGCCUCGCAGGUCAUCAACGUCGUCCACACGUUCCGCCUGCAGGGCACGCAGUUCGACAAGAAGAGCUACCUGGUGCACCUCAAGUCGUACAUGAAGGCCAUCAAGACGCGUCUGGCUGCCGAGAACCCGGACCGCGUGCCCAUCUUCGAGGCCAAGGCUGCUGCCUUUGCCAAGAAGGUCGUCGCUAACUUCAAGGACUACGACUUCUACACCGGCGAGAGCAUGAACCCCGAUGGCAUGGUCGCCCUCUGCAACUACCGCGAGGACGGUGUCACGCCUUACUUCAUCCUCUGGAAGGACGGACUCAAGGAGACCAAGAUCUAAGCCACUCUUGCGAGUCACUUAGACUUUGGAGGGAUCGCCUUCCCGCGUCAAAAUGCCGUCCUCUCCUUCUGGCCAGCAGCGCCUGCGUUGUAUACUUGCUCAAUAUCAUCGCACACCUGCC
Messenger RNA from Tilletiopsis washingtonensis, 640 nucleotides. Its product is annotated as putative translationally-controlled tumor protein. Gene Ontology annotation, molecular function: calcium ion binding. The transcript has 6 exons. The record is from RefSeq and is a predicted model, not a curated record. Gene Ontology annotation, cellular component: cytoplasm. Lineage: Eukaryota; Fungi; Basidiomycota; Exobasidiomycetes; Entylomatales. The coding region runs from base 16 to 519 and encodes 167 amino acids.